This is a messenger RNA of Halichondria panicea, 1640 nucleotides long. RefSeq names its product V-type proton ATPase subunit H-like. Gene Ontology annotation, cellular component: lysosomal membrane; vacuolar proton-transporting V-type ATPase, V1 domain. Lineage: Eukaryota; Metazoa; Porifera; Demospongiae; Suberitida; Halichondriidae. The record is from RefSeq and is a predicted model, not a curated record. The transcript has 16 exons. Bases 129 to 1529 code for a protein of 466 amino acids. Gene Ontology annotation, biological process: proton transmembrane transport. Gene Ontology annotation, molecular function: proton-transporting ATPase activity, rotational mechanism.
AACCAACCGUCACAUGAUGCUGACUCAGCAACCCCAGAGAGAGAUCAGGAUCUCGAGUACAGUAUAGUACCAGUGCAUACUGUAGACGUAGACACUGUUUGCAUACUUCAGAGACACCGGUGAGACUAAUGGCGGGGGGCUAUCAGAAACUGGACAACAUCAUCGACCAUGUCGAGGAGGCACAUCAAGAAAGAAGCAGUACGCAUGCUUCGAGCACCUAUAAUCGCAUUGCUGUGCAAGCAAUGGAAUUGAGAAAGAGAAACUUCAAUUUCUCGUCGUAUUACAAGAACCAGGCGAUCACAGACACAGAGUAUCACCUUAGUGACCAGAUCAUUCCUGUUGACUCUGAAGAGAGGGCAUUCAUUAUCAAGAGAAAACCAGACGUUUGUGUUCAACUCUUCUUGAACCUGCUGUCCAAAGUGAGAAAAGAUGAAUCGCUACAGAUGAUCAUGACCGUUCUCAGUGACAUCACAGAGGAUGAAAACACCACUAAACUGUUGGUAGCCAACCAAGGGUGUGAGCUGAUAAAACCACUACUGAACAUUCUCUUUAGAAACGACAAUUACAACAAAUUUCAAGCUAGUCUGGUGGUUGCUCGACUGGCUGCCAGCAGUAAGGACAUUCUACCAGCUGAUGACCUCAGGCAGUUCCUCUCCUGGACCAUAGGACAACUCAGCCCAGCCAUGGAGCAGUAUUGGGAGUGUGUGUCAAAGACUCUCAUGACCUUCCUCAAGAAAGAGUGCUACAGAAACGACUUCUACAGUGCCAACGGAAUCAAACCAGUCUUGGAUGUGCUGGAUCGCCGUGUCUCGUUUCAGCUCCACUACCAGCUGGUGUUUAUCAUCUGGAUGCUCUCCUUCAAUGUGGAGAUUCUAGAGAAGAUGAAGGAGUACCCAGUUGCCGUGGUGUUGUGUGAUGUCCUCAAGGCCACUAACAGAGAGAAGGUUCAGAGAAUCAUUCUAGCCACCUUCAGGAACUUCAUUGAGCUGCCGUCCAAGACCAUCUCUGCACUGUAUGCAACAGAUAUCAUUCACUUCAAGGUUAUUCCAGUGUUGAGUGUGCUCAUGAAACAGACCAGAGACGACACGGACCUCACGGAGGACGUUGAGUUCCUGCACGAGAAACUUAACAACUAUCUACAAGACCUCAGCUCGUUUGACGAGUAUUCCGCUGAGGUGAAGAGUGGCCGCCUGGAAUGGAGUCCCUGUCAUCGCUCGGACAAAUUCUGGAGAGAAAACGUAAUGCGCUUGAACGAAAACCGUCACGAGAUAUUGAGAAUGUUGGUGGCCAUUUUAGAAGAGUCUCAGAAUUCAACGGCCAUCGCUGUGGCGUCACAUGACCUGGGAGAGUAUGUGAGAUACUACCCCAGAGGGAAGAAAAAUGUUGACGAACUUGGAGGAAAGAGCCUAGUGAUGAACCUGGUCAACCAUGGCAACUCGGAGGUUCGUAUGCAGGCACUACUGGCCAUUCAAAAGAUGAUGGUUCAAAACUGGGAGUAUCUUGGCAAGCAGCUGCAGGGGAAGUCAUGACAAUGGACGAUCUGAUUGCCAGCUAUAUAGCCGUUGUAGUUGAUAGCACUUAAGUAUUAUAGGCAGAGCAUUGUUGUUUAUUUUGUCAGCGUGAUAAUGAUAUGUUCCGUA